This is a messenger RNA of Pistacia vera, 441 nucleotides long. RefSeq lists its product as uncharacterized. Lineage: Eukaryota; Viridiplantae; Streptophyta; Magnoliopsida; Sapindales; Anacardiaceae. The coding region runs from base 1 to 441 and encodes 146 amino acids. The record is from RefSeq and is a predicted model, not a curated record. The transcript has a single exon.
AUGGAGUUGACAACAAGGCCAUUCUACGGCUCUUUGCAGAGAUACUGGAGAAGAAGAAGAUAUCAAAGGCUUCACGGUGAAACCAAAAUCAGAAAGAACGUCAGGGUAACAAGGUUCCAUGGCGGCCCAGCGUCACGCAGGUUUUGGAGGAUCAAAACGGUGCCGAAGCUCAGGCUAAAGAUUGUUCGUUCAGUUGCUGCAAAACCCUUUAAGCUUUGGGGAAACUUGAAGAAUGGUUAUGUUGGGAUGAUGGUAAAUCUGGCUAGUAAAGUGGGGUUCUUGAAUAAUGAAGAUCAUUUUGUAAGAAAAGGGAUUUCUCAACCAGGGAAAAAGGGUGGUGUUUAUUCCUAUGAAGAAGUUGAGAACCGGGUUGCUUAUGAACUUUACCAAGCUUUAGUGGCUACUGGAAGACUAUCUGCAGUUUUAAAUCAGUUACAGUAA